Messenger RNA from Anoplopoma fimbria (sablefish), 1307 nucleotides. RefSeq names its product tetraspanin 34a (gene tspan34a). The coding region runs from base 112 to 852 and encodes 246 amino acids. The record is from RefSeq and is a predicted model, not a curated record. The transcript is spliced from 8 exons. Gene Ontology annotation, cellular component: membrane. NCBI's taxonomy places the organism in Eukaryota, Metazoa, Chordata, Actinopteri, Perciformes, Anoplopomatidae.
AAGGGACAUGUGAAAGCCUUGUUGAGCAGACACUCCUGAUCGAUCAGACUAGAGCGGACAGACAUACAGAGCUGCAAAGGGUGACAAAAAGAAGAAAUAACAAACGCCAAGAUGUGUUGCUCCGGCUUUCUCAAGAUCAUGAUGUUUAUCUUCAAUGGCGGCAUCUUUUUGGCAGGUGCGUGCAUCCUAGGUGUGGGCGUGUGGGUGAAGGUGGACAGUGGUUCUCUGCUGGGUUUGCUGAAUGAUGUGGAGGACGCGCCAUCUGGGUUAUCCCAGCUGGUUAAUGUCAGCUACCUGCUCAUCGCAGUGGGCGCCGUGCUGCUGGUCAUUGGCUUCCUGGGCUGCUGCGGAGCUGUGAGGGAGAGCAGGUGUAUGCUGCUGACGUUCUUCAGCAUUGUGCUGAUUAUCUUCCUCAUCGAGGUUGCAGGAGCUGUGGUGCUGCUCGUCUUCAAUGGUUUGGCUGAGCAGAUUCUCAAUCAUCUGGAGGACGAAGUUAGAACAAGCAUUAGAAACGGGUAUGGACGCAGUGACAGUUUCACCUCUCUCUGGAACGCCACCAUGGAGGAGUUUGAGUGCUGCGGAUACAAGAACUACACAGAUUUCUAUGACUCCCCUUUUUACAAUAACAGCGGAAAUCUUUAUCCAUUCACAUGUUGCAAUGAAACCAUCGCCGUGUGCACCACAAACCAAGCCCAUCUUUCGAGGAUUGAUGGCUGCUUUACAAUGCUGCUUCAGCUGAUAGAGGACAACGCUGUGAUCAUUGCAGCCGUUGCUCUAGGAAUCGCUGCUCUUGAGGUUGCUGCCAUGGUGGUUUCGUUGGUCCUCUACAAGAAUAUUGGCCAUAAGGAGUGAUAUUUCCUGUUGGGAAGGAGAUAACGACAUUGUAAUCAAUCAGUGGAGGAAUCGUACUUGCAGGCAUAAGCAGUUUUUAUAUGUAUGAAGUUUUUUUUUUUUUUUUUGAUUCAAAACAGACUGAUUAUCAGACAGACAAACUUUUAAUGCUCUACAUGCAUUAUGCAGAGCAUUCCAAUGGAGAGGUAGUCAAUGCAUCUACUAUGUUCUUAGUUUCAGAACUAUAUCUGUACACAUAUAUACUGUGAUUUAUUUAUGUUUUAAAAGGGGUCAUUGUAUGUGCUGAUACAUAUCGUUGGUAAUAUGUAAUGAUGCACAUGGCAGAAAGGAUCUGCACAAGUCGUGUCGGUUGUUUAUGUCUCUCACUUUCACUGCAAGCUGUAAUAUAAUGAAUAUAUUUUUGUAUGUUUGAUCAUAUUGCAAUAAUAAAUAUCACAAUAUCACCUUCUUUUAUU